UAUUGUUCUCUGUUGUUAAAUAUCAAUACGAAGCAUAAUAUGUUAAGUUAAAAGUUAAACAGGAAUUUUGUUUUGUGUGAAUAAAGGUACCGGAGAGUGUCUGGGCUAGUUUUAGCUAGGCUACCCUAGCUUACGUUAGCAGGCCAUAGACAGUUUAUUUUGUUUUUACCUUUAACCUUUUACCUGUAAAAACAGCCGUCUGGAUUGAAUGUGACUGAGAAACAUUCUCAGUUAAUAUUGGUAUCCGGGCUGAAACAAAUCCGCCAAGAGUGUCUUGGUUGUGAUGGCUUCCUUUGGCUGGAAGAGGAAAGUAGGCGAGAAGGUUUCAAAGUCGGUGGUGCAGAAGUUUGAGGCUGAGGAGGAGAAGCAGGAGGCUGGAGAAGAAGGACCAGGUCAGGAUGAGGAGGUGGACUGGCUGCACGCCAUCAAACGGCGGCGGGAGGUCCUGCUGGAGGACUGCGAAGUGAAGAGCAAGAGGCUGAAGGACGAGGGUGCACUGCUGGCAGAGCAAGGCAGGCACUGGGAAGCCGUAAAGAAGUGGGAUGAAGCCAUUCAGCUGACUCCAGAUAAACCAGAGCUGUAUGAGAUGAAGUCACAGGUACUAACCAUUCUGCAGGAGGUUUUCCCAGCCGUGAAGGCAGCGGAGAUGGCAGUGAAGCUCCGCCCCUUGUGGUGGGAGGGCUGGCAGACUCUGGGCCGUGCCCAACUCAACCUAGGAGAGGUGGAGCUGGCGAUGAAGUCCUUCCAGGUUGCGAUCCACCAGUGUCCGUCAGAGCCCACGCUUUGGCAGGAAGACCUCGCAUGGGCACGGAAGUUAUGGAAGCAGCACUUGGCAACGAAGGAGAAAUUACGUCAAGAGGAAGAGACGAAAAAACAGAUUCUUAAUGCCCCUGAGCUGGAGCAGGACUUUGACUUCGAGUCGGAUGAGGUUGUGGCCGCCUGCGAGGCUGUUGCCGAGCGACAGAUGCGUUAUGAGGAGCUGAAGCGGACUGCUGUGGUCAUCGACUCUGAGGGAAAUGUAAAAAAUGUACUUGCCGGAGAAGGGGGAGCAGAGGGCACAGAGACACCGUCAGAGGAACAGUUUGUGAAAGCGAGAGGACUUUGAGCUGAUCUCAGUAUGAAUAGAUGGUGUUGUUUGUUUUUUAAAGUCUGUUUUGUGUUAUUUCUGAAACUACUGAGUGUGUGAGCUCAACAUAUCCAUGUGCAGACAUAAUACGUAUGCUCACCAAUGAAAAACAAUUAGGUUGUUGCUUUUCAUUUCCCGUCCAUGAUAAUAAACAUCUCAAAUGACA
Cheilinus undulatus (humphead wrasse) is the source of this 1292-nucleotide messenger RNA. RefSeq names its product tetratricopeptide repeat domain 33 (gene ttc33). The coding region runs from base 284 to 1105 and encodes 273 amino acids. The record is from RefSeq and is a predicted model, not a curated record. The transcript is spliced from 5 exons. NCBI's taxonomy places the organism in Eukaryota, Metazoa, Chordata, Actinopteri, Labriformes, Labridae. Gene Ontology annotation, molecular function: protein binding.